Molecule: messenger RNA, 1680 nt
Organism: Aspergillus mulundensis
Lineage: Eukaryota; Fungi; Ascomycota; Eurotiomycetes; Eurotiales; Aspergillaceae
Exons: 2
Coding region: 1-1680 (559 amino acids)
Source: RefSeq, a predicted model, not a curated record
AUGGACGACGGCGCGUCAUCUCGCCCGGCCGACACUCCUGAGGACUCUGGUCCCGGUGAGGAAAACACAACCCACGCCGGCUCGUCGAAAAACCAAGCGCUCAAGGAUCGAAAGUGCCAGUACUGCAACCAAGCCUUCACCUCCUCCUCGCUCGGCCGCCACCUCGACCAAUUUCUCUUCAAGAAGAAACCCGACGGGAUUCACGAUGUCGAGGAGAUCCGGCGCAUUCGCAGCGGGAUUACACGAAGGCAGGCGAGGACUUCCACCGGGAAAAGGGAUACACCUGAGCGAGGAAUGGCCAAAGGGUCGCUGGAUUCGGGCCAAGCUGGCGAGUCCGGCGGCAAGGGGCCCAUCCGGAUGAUGUUCAAUACGCCGACGUGGCAUGCGACCGGGGUCAUCAACGACAUUCCCAAUCCGAACCAGCUGCAGGAGCAGGGCAUGUCUCGGUUUGCUUCUCAGUCUCGGGUGGGAUCGUUAGCGGCUACGGAUCUUGGAGGUCGAGGCUCCAGCACCAGCCCGGACACCGUGCGAGCGCUGGAAUUGGCCUUGCGCGAGGUCCUGGAUAACAUCAAAGCAGCGACGUCUCGAACGCGACCGCGCAUCUCGCCUUUCGAAUUCGAAAUCCAGAACCAAACCUUCCCCUCCCUUUGCCUCCUACUUCUGCCUCCGCCGCCGACGCUCUUCACAGCGAGCCCAUUCCCCUCGAAUACAUCCUUCCCUCUCGACCCUCCCGGCCAAGACCAUCUAAACAUCGUCCGACAAGCGAUCCACGCGAAAAUCGAACAAUGGCAAUCCGACCAGCUCGCCGCCGAGUCCUCCACGAACCCCGGAAAAUCUACUCUCGGAAUGGACGCGACCACGAUCCAGCGGAAUGCACAGCAGCACGAAGAACUCAGCCAGCGCCACCUCGAACUCGCCUUCAAGCACUGGGCCUCGCUCCCCCACGAAUCGCGUCGCGAAGCAUGGCAGCUGGAAAUCAUGCGCGCAUUCGCUCGCGAGGCCGAAAAACGCAAGUCGCUCGACGACCAGCUCGCCCGCGUCCAGCAAGAAGCCAACCAGCUUCGAUCCCAGGUCGAAAAACUCGGCAACUGCCAAUGGCCGCGGGAGUUCGCGCUCUUCCCACCCGAAACCCUGCCUCUACCCCGCGACGUCGCCCGUGAACUCGACGCCAAGGAAAGCCAGAUUAGCCCGGGCUCCGCACGCUGGGACUACGAGAACGUCGUCGCGAAAUGGAAGCGCGUCGUCAUGCACGAUCGGACAAUGGGCCGCGCUGGAGCCGGCCCUGCUAGCCCGCUGCCCGACGAGCCCACGAGCGCGAGCGCCAGUGCCAACGCCGACGGCAAACCGCGAACAACACAGCCGCUAUCUGUGUCAACUGCAAGCCCCGGCGGCCCAUCACCGAUCCAGAAUCCGAACGCCGCCCAAACCUCGCCAUACAUGACGCACGAAAGCCCGAUUACCGCGCCGCAAGCGAAACGCCAGCGCCUGAUGAACGGCAGACACCACCCGAAUACCGCCGGUGACCAGUCUGCGGGCGCGACACAAGGCGGUGCGGUUGGUUCGGGCCCCUGGCAUUCUGUUCAGAAUGUGCAAGCACAGGCCCAGGGGCAUAUGCACGGGCACCAGCACGGACACGGACAGCCAUCAACGCUUUCGCCGACAACUCCUUCAACAGGCUGA